Molecule: messenger RNA, 4818 nt
Organism: Hydra vulgaris (swiftwater hydra)
Lineage: Eukaryota; Metazoa; Cnidaria; Hydrozoa; Anthoathecata; Hydridae
Product: E3 ubiquitin-protein ligase RBBP6
Biological process (GO): protein ubiquitination; ubiquitin-dependent protein catabolic process
Cellular component (GO): nucleus
Molecular function (GO): zinc ion binding; ubiquitin protein ligase activity; nucleic acid binding
Source: RefSeq, a predicted model, not a curated record
AGAUUGCGUUUGAAUAAAAAUAAAUAAAAAAGACGUGUGUGCGACAGGGAUUUGUCGAAAAGCAAUUGAAGUUUUUAAAUUCAUCAACUAAUUAAUGACUUCUAACUAUUUGAAAAAAAAAUUGUUUUCUGAAUAAUCUGUGAAAAAUCAUUUAAUAAUUGCUGCAGUUUUUUGCUAUCACUUUACAACGAAGAUAAUCAUCAAGGUGAUAUGAACGAUCUUGUGGAAUUCCUAUCGAAAAUAAAUAUGCUUUGAACACUUUCAAUUUGAAGUUAAUAAAUAAACUCUAGAAAAUGUCUUCAAUACAUUACAAGUUUCGUAGCAAUUUGGAGUAUAACACGAUUACAUUUGAUAGUCAAGCCGUAUCUUUAAAUGACUUAAGAGACGCAAUAAUGUUACAGAAAAAAAUUGCUAAGUCUCCUGAUUAUACCCUGGAAAUUACAAAUGCGCAAACAAAAGAAGUCUACAAUGAUGAUGAUGCUUUGAUUCCCAAAAAUUCUUCUGUUAUUGUAAAACGUGUUCCUAUUCAAAGACUUGCUGCUGUAACGGAUAAAUCUUUAUCAAAGGAGGAAGAAGAACUCACUGAAAUGGCUUUUGCUCAAUUAAGCAAGACAGCUGAUCUAGCUGGAGCACGAGCAUCAGAAGAUGAUAAAAUAUUAGCUAUGAUGAGUCAAUCUGGCUUGGAUUUUGACCCAUCUACAUAUUUAAAACGUGCACCACCAAAUUAUGUGUGUUUUCGAUGUGGUGGAAAAGGUCAUUUUAUAAGAAACUGUCCAACUCAAGGAGAUGCAAGAUACAAUAAGAUGCAAAUAACUCGCCAGCCUUCAGGGAUUCCCAGGGAAUACUAUCUUAUGAAAAUGAAGCAAGAGGAAGAUCUUAUAGCUAGCCUACGUGCAAUGCAAGAUGAAAAUAGUCGUUUCUCUCCUGUUGUAGGGAGUGAUAUUGUUGACCAUUCAAAAGUCCCAUCAGAGUUGCAGUGUCCAAUGUGCAAGAAACUAUUCACUGAUGUAGUUGUCACUCCUUGUUGUGGGGAAAGUUAUUGUGAUGAAUGCAUUCGUACUUACUUGGUUGAAAAUGACAUCAUCUGUAAAUGCGGUGAAACAACUUCUCCAGAUAAUCUGAUCGCUAACAAAUCACUAAGAAUAUCUGUAAAUAACUUUCGGAAUCAAAAGAAAGAACUAAAAAGUGUACCAAGUUCAGUAGCAGUUAGUCAACCUGUUAUUAGUCAUGUUAUGUUGCCGAAUUCUACAGAAUCAGUAGUUGACUUUUCAACUACUGAAAGUUCAGGAAUAUUUACUAACGGUAAUGAAGCUCCCAAUAUUCAAGUUACUGAGGCAACAGUGAUGAAUUCUCCAAAAAAAUUUCAAUCAGAACAGCAACCAAUAGUUGGUCCAAAUGUUGUAAGUCAUGUUGAAAUGCCGCAAAUGAUUGCAUCUAUUCCUCAACAUAUUUUAUCUGGUUCACAGGCACUCUUUCCUUCUGUUCCAGGAGCUAUUUAUUCUCAAUCUGGGUAUGUCUUGCCUCAAACACGAAUGCUACCAGGUGUUGUUGGGUUAAGUAUUCCACCAGGUGCUACUAUUAUUAAGCGACUUGUACCAGUACCAGUUGGUCCAAGAAUAGGAAUUCCGACUCAAACCGUUUUGCCACCUCAGUUUGUUACACACCAGCCACUAAACCAUCUUAACCAAGGAAUGAUGGCUCGUAUUUCACUUGCUCAGAAAUCUAAAGAGUUGUUAAAAGAGCCUGAAUCGCCAAUGCCUUUAACAGAAGAUGAAUUUUAUAUGUGGCAAAGCAAAAUUAAAAAACAUGAUCCUCGUUCUAGACAUCGGCACCGUAGUUCUUCUCGUGAUCGUUACAGAAGUCGCAGUCGUAGUCCUUACUACAGAAAUCAUAGUGUUUCACCAGUCGGUUCUAGCCAAGAGUAUAAGAAGAAAAGUAAAACAAAAAGACGCCGUCGUGAAUCUUCCCAAGAAAGUGGUGGCGAAUCUAGUAGUGUAAAGCAUAAAUCACGCUCUGAAAAAAGACUUCCAAAAACUGAUUUAAAAAGAUUUGUUCCAGAUCACAUAAAACGUGAGCUAGAUGAAUUUGAAUUUGAUAAUGAAGUAGAAUUUGAUGAAGAAAUGCUUAGUUUAAAGAAAAAAAAAGGUAAGGUAAAAAAUAAUGAACAUUCAGUUAAAAAUACUAAAGAUUCCUCACCAACUUCAGUUUUGAAAUCUUUUUCUGAAGGGGAUAGUAAUCUUACUAAAGCAUCAGAUGAUUUUAAUGUUGAAUCUGCUGAAAAUAAGACAUUAACAAGUAGUGUUGUAAAUAAGGCAGCGCAAGAAAAUUUAAGAAUUCCAGUUGUUGGCGAAACUAUUGCACCAAAGCGAAAAACAAGAAUAGUUAAAAAGAAAAUUAUUCGUGUCAUUAAAAAAAAAGUUCCUAGGAAAAAAGUUCCUUUAUGUCCUGAUAGCUCUGAGCAACUUACAAAUUUAUUAGAAGUAAAUGAUUCAAUUAGUAAUGAAGUUUUAGGGAAAGAUGUUUCUAUCAAUGGAGAACCACUACCAAAAGUAGAACUUGAUAAAAUUGUACUUGUGUCAGAGGAUAAAAAUAAAAAUUUGGAUGAAGUGAUCAGCAUAGCAGAACAAACAGCUAAACCUGGUGUUUUAGUAGAUAAAAAAAUAGAUGACAAAAACGCUCAGAGUUUCAACAUCUGUAAAGAUGAUAAGCUAUUACAUAUAAAUAUUGACAGUUCAGAAAUGCCAGAAAAUAGUCGAUGGCAAAUUGAAGAAACAAUUAGUAAUAAAAAAUUAAAACUUUCUACUUCUCCUACAAAUAAAACAUCAGUGAUUUCUGUAGUAUCAAGCAGAAAACCAAGUCAAAAGUUUGCUGAAAGUGAUGUUGCUCAAAAAAGAAAAUUUUCUCAGAGUGAUAAUAAAAAUAUUAAAAAAAGAGUAGUAUUGUUAAAAAGUACCCAAUCAAAAGCUGAAGAGGUUGCAGCAGAAGUUCUCGCUAAAAAAGAAGCAGAAAAACUAGCUUUAGCCCAACAAGUAAAAAAGGCAUGUGCCUCUUUUCGUAAAGAGCAAUCCUUGACUAGUGACAUAGAGGAGGAUGGACUAAGGCGAAAACGUGAGCGUCGUGAGAAAUAUCUUCUUGUUAAAGAAAAAAGGUUAGCUAAAGAACGUCAAUAUUUAGAACAACUUAAAGCAGCUAAGAAAGAUCCGCAAAAGGAAAAAAAAGCACAUAUUUCAGGUGAAAGUAGUAGUGAUGAUGAUGGAAAAAUUGAAAAACGUCCGGAUCAAGAAUUUUACAAACCUGGAGAGAAAUUAAAAAGUAUUAGUGAAAUGUCAAAAAAACGUUUACAGCAAGAAGACCAAAUGAAGUCAAAUACUAGAAUGGAUCAAAAUGAAAGUGAUGUGUUAAAGUCAAAAAUAUCAAGUUUGACCGUUAUCACUGCUAAAAAAAUAAAUGACAGAGCUUCUGAUGAUGAAACAAUAAUCAGCAAUGAAACUAAAGAUUCUCGCAGGGUUGUUUGUAUAGAAAGCAACAAACGGCUGUUAUCUUCUGAGGUUGCUCUGCCUAGUGAAGCAAAAUUAAAGAGUUGUUUGCAGGGUGAUUCUAUUCGUCCAUUACGGGAUGAACCAUUAACUGAAAAAAGACUUAAACAAGAUACAGAUAGAGAGAAACGUCGACAUAUACGUUGUGAGACUCGCAAUGAUGUCAGUGACUAUCAAAGAAGUUUAAAGACUGAUCAAACUCGGCGUGAAAAAUCUAAAAAUGAAAGAAAUGAUAUGUCGCGUGUUCAGGAAUUAGAAAGAGAAAGGCGGUUAGCAGUACUUGAGAAAGAACAACUUGAAAGAAAGUUAAAAAAAGAACGCAAACUCAGAGAAAUCAUGGAAAGAGAAAAAUUACAAGCUGAAUUAGUGAAUAAGGCAAGUUCUUUGAAUGCAGAAAACAAAAGCAAAAAUAUAUCUGUUGAAAACUUUGAAAAUAAUUCUGAAGCAGAAGAUUCCACUGACAGUGAAAUAGAAAAAAAAUCUAAUAAAAAAAAAUCAAAGAAGAUAAAAGAAAGAAAACGAAAACGAAAGCGAGAAAUGCAAGAAAACUCUGAAUCAGAAGACAGUGAAGAAUCUAGUGUUUAUAGCAGUGAAGAUGAUCGUAAGAAGAGAAGGAAAAAAAGAAAACACAAGAGUAAACAUAAAAAACACAGAAAGAGUAAAAAGCAUAAGAAGAAAACCAAGAAAAAGAAAUUCAGAAAAGAUUCAACUGAUAAGGAAGAAAGUAACGAUGAAUCAAACAAUGCUGAAAAAGCAGUUGUUGAGAAAGCGUCUUCAGACGAAGAAUUAUCUUCAUCGACUGAUAUCAAUCAAAAACAUUCAGAUUCAGAUAGUGAAAAAUCAAGUUCAUCUUCUGGCUGUGAAAGUAAAAAAACAACCUCUCCUUUAAUUAAUUCAAAUGCUAUUUCUAGUGAAAAAUCUAGUUCAUCUAGCUGUGAAAAAAUAUCUUCUCCUUUAAUUACUUCAAAUUGUUUGGAUUCAAAAUCAAGUUUGGAAUCGAUAAAAGACCGUAUUACGCCAAUAUCUUCAUUAUGAUAUAGUUUAACAUCUUCGGAAAAAGUAUAAUAGUCUUUUUUAUUAUGAUCCGGUUGUAACUUUAAUUUACUUAGAUGUUAUGCUAGUCAUGCUAUAUAUGUGUAUUAACACCGGAAUAUUUUUUAUCAAAGACGGUAAAGUUGGUAAUUGUCACACUAGAGUUAGUGACGUGCGAUGAACAACGUUUUGAAGAAAAUUUUUAAUAAAAAGCUCUUAUUUUUAAUAUUAAGUGGUUCUAUUCCUUUAA